Molecule: messenger RNA, 675 nt
Organism: Striga hermonthica
Lineage: Eukaryota; Viridiplantae; Streptophyta; Magnoliopsida; Lamiales; Orobanchaceae
Source: the annotation of a GenBank genome assembly
AUGGAUAUAGCCUAUCUUGAGAGGCUAGACUUCAUCUUGAUAGUGACUGUCUGUGAUAAAGAGAACCUCUGUUUAUAUGGGCUUCCAAAUGAGACUUGGGAAGUCAACCUGCCUGUUGAGGAGGUGCCCCCUGAACUGCCCGAGCCUGCUCUUGGGAUAAACUUUGCCCGUGAUGGGAUGCAAGAGAAGGACUGGUUAUCACUUGUUGCAGUUCAUAGUGACUCAUGGCUGCUUUCAGUUGCGUUCUACUUUGGUGCACGAUUUGGAUUUGGUAAAAGUGAAAGGAAACGUCUUUUCCAGCUGAUUAAUGACCUUCCCACCGUGUUCGAAGUUGUUACAGGAGCUGUUAAGCACACGAAGGACCAAAACGGCAGCAGGAACAAAUCUAGUAACAGAAUGCCUUCUCGUCAGCCUGAGUCUCAGCCCAAAGCAAUUAAGAUGGCAGCACCAAAGGAUGAGGAUGAGUCCGGGGGUGAGGAGGAAGAAGAGGACGACGAACAGGGGGCCACAUGUGGGGCCUGUGGGGACAAUUACGCCAAUGAUGAAUUCUGGAUUUGCUGUGAUAUUUGCGAGAGAUGGUUCCAUGGGAAAUGCGUGAAGAUAACGCCAGCGAAAGCCGAACAUAUCAAGCAAUACAAAUGCCCUACCUGCAGUAGCAAGAGGGCCAGGGUUUAA